Parnassius mnemosyne (clouded apollo) is the source of this 1515-nucleotide messenger RNA. The record is from the annotation of a GenBank genome assembly. NCBI's taxonomy places the organism in Eukaryota, Metazoa, Arthropoda, Insecta, Lepidoptera, Papilionidae.
AUGUUUUGGCUAGUGUUACUUGGUGCGAUCCUCACACUCCUACAUGUGUACAUGAGACUGCUGACGCGGCGUACGCGAAGCAUGGUCUCGCACUUGCCCACCUACAAGUGCCUCCCCUUCAUCGGCAACAUGUACAAGUUCUUUGGCGAUGGACAGAAUGCAUUCAAUUUCUUGGAAAACUUAACUACUAUCAUGGAAGAAAGAAGGCAACCAUUUGUUAUAUGGAUAGGGCAAUGUUGUUUUAUAAUACUAUCAGAUCCCGAAGACGCGAGGAUGGUCGCGAACAACUUUCUAGAAAAGCCAUACUUCUACAAUUUUGCUCGCUUAUGGCUGAAGGAUGGACUCGUCACUGCACCGGGGUCGAUUUGGAAACACAAUGUCAAAAAGUUCGCGGUUGCAUUCAGUGGCUCAAUGGUGGACGACUUUUUGCCGAUAUUCAACGAGCAGUCGCGAAAGUUGCAAAGAAAACUCGAGGUAGAAGUAAACUGCGAGCCCUUCGAUCUUUUCGAAAAGUACCUUGCUUAUACUACGCUGGAGACUAUUUGUCAGACCGCCCUCGGAGAGCACGAUGUGACGGAGACUAUUGUUACAAAAGAAUAUUACGCAGCAUUCAAUGGCAUUCUCGAGCUCAUUUUUAGUCGAGCACUUAACAUUUUUCUUCAUCCCGAGUUCGUGUACCGUCUCACUCCUGGAUACAAAGAGUUUAAACGGUGCGUUAGCGUUGUGCAAAACGUUUCCGAUGCUAUUUUAAGAAAAAGAAGAAAAGAAAUGGAAGAAGCGAAAACAGCAAAAAUUUCAGAUUCAACGAACAAAGAAAAUGGCGAAGUAAAAUUCAAGACAUUCCUCGACAUUAUUUUGCAAAUGAAUGACACAGAUCACACUCUAACAGAGGAGCACAUAAAAGCCGAAAUAGACACUAUAAUCUUAGCCGGCCAGGAGACCAUUGCGACUGCUAUUAAUUACAUCUUUCUUAUGCUUGGAUGCAAACCUGACGUUCAACAGAAAUUGUAUAAAGAGAUAAAGGAAAUUUUUGGUGAGAGCAAGCGUCCCGUUCUGAAAGAAGAUCUGUCGCGCUUGAGAUACUGUGAGGCUAUAAUUUAUGAGACGUUGCGUUUGUUUCCGCCAGUUCCUGGAGUUCUACGGCAAGCUGAUCGGGACAUCAAGCUCAAAUCCUGCACAGUACCCAAAGGUGCAACGUGUUGCAUCAGCUUUUGGGGCUCUGGCCAUUCGAAACAUAUUUGGGGCUCUGAUGCUCUGCAGUACAAACCUGAACGCUGGCUGGACCCCAACGUCGCCUCAAUGGGUGCUACCUCACUCUUGACCUUUAGCACCGGAAAACGUGCUUGUAUAGGUAAACGUUACGCAGUGACAUUAAUGAAAACGGUCUUAGUGCACAGUGUGAGGGAAUACGAAUUCGUGUCAGAAGCGGACAAAAUGGAGCUUAAAAUAGACAUAGCCUUGCGACCAAUCAGUGGUCAUUUGUUACAAGUGAAAUCAAGAAGUGGAGUGAAAUAG